AUGAUGAAGCAGAAUCCUGCAAAAUAUCAAGACAGAUUAAAUAAAUUACAAAAAAUAUUAUUACUACGGGCUGCGUUAGAUCCAAAUUUCCUGAAGAAUCCUGAAGAAAUUGGAAAGGUGAUUACGAACACCACAUAUGCAGACGGUGAUCGAAAUAUCACUGACAUCCUAAUG
Paramuricea clavata is the source of this 174-nucleotide messenger RNA. The record is from the annotation of a GenBank genome assembly. Lineage: Eukaryota; Metazoa; Cnidaria; Anthozoa; Malacalcyonacea; Plexauridae.